Carassius auratus (goldfish) is the source of this 7661-nucleotide messenger RNA. Its product is annotated as nucleolar protein 4-like. Lineage: Eukaryota; Metazoa; Chordata; Actinopteri; Cypriniformes; Cyprinidae. The transcript has 11 exons. The coding region runs from base 760 to 2895 and encodes 711 amino acids. The record is from RefSeq and is a predicted model, not a curated record.
GCCCGGAUACACUUAAUAAAUGACAGAAAACAAAUACAAAUGAAUUAACUAAAAAUGAAAUGAAUAAAUAGCACGUUAACAAACAGUAACCUCCUGGUCUAAAACUGGUUUCUGUGGGACACGCAUCUGCUUUGUGUUGAUUUUGGCUAUCUUAACGCAAGCACUUCCUGGAUUUGGACUGUCCCACCGCGCAUGGGACGCCGCUCAAAACCACCCAUCCAUCCUACCGCCUCGUGGGUCAGUUAUAUACCUCCUAUCUCACGUUACACGCACGAUCCCGUUGUCGUGGACAGGCGCGCGGAGCGUCGCGGCUCGAGCUCAUUCUAACAGGUGGCGAGCGACUCCAGGUGCAGCAGCAGUUCAUCACUGAGCGACGAACGCUCCUCGUUAUGAGACAUUCUUGGGCUCCUAGGAGUAUUAACACUGCCUAAUCAUUGUAUUUAGGGUAUUUAGUCGUGGGACAGAUUGGUUUAAUUAGCCUCCAUCUUACAGGUGGGCGAAAACCGUUUGUAGGACGGCCCCUCUUUCAGUUCCCCAACAGGAGACGCGGGACUGUCAUUUGUUUGCCAUCCUGUGGGACAGAAGAAACGGCUCCGUUAACAGGUGCGAGGAUAGACGAAUACACACACCGGGUUUCAGUCGCGUGUUUGUGCAGAACGCGAAUAUUUCAAUUUGCGUGCGCGGUAAAUUAGGAACUGUGUCUAGAAAUCUAGCGUAUCUUCAAAGCCUCUUUCGUGCCGGAGGAGGACCGACAAAGCCAUGUCAACCAAAAAACGGGUGGAUCUAACGAGAAGGAGCCGAAGCCCCGCGGUGUCCGAGGCGGAGAUGUUGGGUGAUUUUCAGGAGUGGUGCCUCCGCACUUAUGGGGACUCCGGUAAAACAAAGACCGUCACCCGGCGAAAAUACAACAAAAUUCUGCAGACCCUCUUACACAGCGACGACUCGGAAGGCGUCUAUAUCGAGAACAACCACAUCAACGCCAAAUUUAAGUUCUGGGUCAAAUCCAAAGGUUUCCAGGUGGGCAACACUGACGGCAAGCCGAACGAGAACGGGGCAGCUGACAGACCGGUCCUGUACGUCCCCAUCAAGGCAACGUGUGUGGACGGGGGCUCUGGGCCGGAGAACUCCUUUCUCAAGAGGGUCGCUGUGGUGGAGGACUUCUAUGACAUCAUCUAUGCCAUGCACGUGGAGAUCAGCUCCGACCCGGCCAAAGCACCCAAACACGCCGGACAGAAGAAAACGUAUAAAGCGAUAGCGGAGACAUAUGCGUUCCUGCCCAGAGAGGCGGUGACCCGUUUCCUGAUGAGCUGUGGAGAAUGUCAGAAGAGGAUGCACAUCAGCCCCAGCGGAGCAGAGUUCAAAGAAAACAACCAACCAACUUCUCUGGCGGCCGAGCUCAUAGACUUCAACAUGCCCCUCACAACAACAUACUUGAAACAGAAGAAACUACAGUGCAUGAACAACAACGAGCAGGAUGACUGUUCAGUGAGUAGUGAGGAGUUUGAUAUGAGUGACCCCACAUGGAUAUCAGCUGAACGUCACACCGCACUGCCUGACCUGAAGCACCCCUCCAGAGCAGAUAGGAUGCACAGCCCGCAAAACACUCACAAGGAAGAGGACGAUGAUUCAUCUUCUGAAAGUGGGAGUGGCAAUGGGAUUCGCACUCUGACUCCUCCCUCGGUAGGUGUGGCCGGAGUGAAUGACAGCACGGGGACAGGACCCAGAUCGGGCUCGUACGCUGAGGUUAACGGCAACGGAAACGGUACCGCGGCGCCACUCGACUUCAGCACAACUUCCUCAUCCUCAUCUUUAGAGGACCAGCAACCAGUCAACCUCAGCGACAGACUGAGUCAGGCCCUGCCCAGUGCUGCCACCAUGCUGGCGACCUUUAACCCUGAGCACGCAGAGGAGCUGCGCAGAAAAUACCCCAAAUCCUCAGAGCUACGCCUUGACCGAGAUAUCAGGGACUAUAACAACAAGUCUCCUCAAUACAGUUCAGGCAGCUAUGAUUCAAUAAAGAUGGAGAUAUGCCCUGAAGAUCUAACUGUUGGUCGGCCUCAGGCGGCUGAUGAUGAUGAUGAUGACCACGACGACCACGACGAUAGUGAUAAGAUCAAUGAUGUAGAAGGAGUGGAUCCAGAGAGGUUGAAGGCUUUUAACAUGUUUGUGCGUCUCUUUGUGGAUGAGAACCUUGACCGUAUGGUGCCGAUCUCUAAACAGCCUAAAGAGAAGAUCCAGGCCAUUAUUGAGUCCUGCAGCCGUCAGUUCCCAGAGUUCCAGGAACGCGCUCGCAAACGCAUUCGUACCUACCUCAAAUCCUGCCGUCGUAUGAAGAAGAACGGCAUGGAGCAGACCCGACCCACGCCGCCCCACCUGACCUCAGCCCUGGCUGAGAACAUUCUAGCAGCCGCCUGUGAGAGUGAAUCACGCAAAGCUGCCAAAAGAAUGCGCAUGGAUGUCUACCAGGCACACGAUGAGCCGUUAUCGCUGGAUAAGGCGGUCUCUCGUGAGCCGGUCUCGCUGACCCACUCUGCGUACUCCCUUGCUGCCUCAGCCUACUCACAGGACCAGCUAUACAUCAAUGGAGGCCUCAACUACAGUUACCGUGGUUUUGGUGGACUGUGUGCCAGCAUGCAACACCCCACGUCCCUGACAACAGCUACCGCCCAGACCAACGGGCCUACUGAUCUCAGUAUGAAGUCUCUGGCCUCAAAUUCGUCCCCGUCAAGCUCCAGUAGCCUCGGCAGGAACGGAGGAGGAGGCGGGGCUUCAGCUCAGCUCAGCCAUACAGAAGUGGCGGCAGUGCGUCAGCUGAUCGCAGGAUACCGUGAGUCCGCGGCCUUCCUGCUACGAUCGGCAGAUGAGCUGGAGAACCUCAUACUACAACAGAACUGACCCGAUUCUCAACACUCUGUCUAAACACAUGCCCUCGUCCCUCACAUGAUCCUAACAAGAGGUUUUCCAAUCAUUGAGGAAAACCAUCUGGCUCUUAAAGAUGUUAGAAAAGAGAGAAAACACACAGCUUCAUCAAGCUUUUGCUUUCAUGUCAUUUCAACGAGAGCGGCCUAGAGAUGGAGAUGAAUGAAUCUCUGAAGGACACUGCGGUGCAGAAGCGCACGGUUCGAUGCGUCCUCCACACACUGCUCCCGCAUUUCAUGCCUUCUCCAAGGCCUCCCUCUGUUUAACCGCCAUACGUUCCCCGCUGAGAGCCAUCGAUUUUUGAUUUUCCUCGCUUUUAGCUACUUCAAGGGAGGAAUUACGGCACGCCAAUCCUCCAGACGAAUGAAGACACUUUUGAUUUGGAGGCGUAAUGGAAAGAAAGAAGAUAAAAAAAGCGAGAAGAAACUAAUAGACCUUUGUAUUUGCUGUAAAUAAGCACUCGCAGUGUCCUGAAGCACUUUUCCAUUCGCUCUGACCUCUGAAUCAUUAAUUUAUGCAUAUAGAUACACAGGUGGAAGCUCACCUGGAAAUACCUCAGCCUGUCCGUCCCGCUCUCUCUCUAUCUCUCUCUCUCUCCCAGUGUUCCCCUCUCUGUGUGUGGGAGAAGAAAAUGAACACCUGUCCGUCCUCGACUUCACAGUCCACUGAUUUAGACAUCGAAAGCAGAGAGUGGGAGUGAAUUAGUGUCUGUGAUUGAACUGUGGGUUUUCUUUUCCACCUCCUCCAAAUGUGUUGUACUGUAUAUAUUUCGAUGCAUUUCAAGGUAUUGAUGGCAAAAAUACACUGGACUUGUUUUGGGAACGGACCUUUCCUGAUGCAUUUAACAGACGCCAACUCUUUGUUUCCUCUGUACGGGUCACCCUCUGUUCUCCUCUUCUCUUUGUGUCCUUCCAUGUCUCCUGUACGUCCUCUCUCCUCCUCCACCUUAUUAUUCUGCUUUAGAGGGAGACGGAGAAUGGAAGCUUGUUAGUCUUUUAUCUGUUGACUUUUCUUAAUGGCCAUUAAUCCACUCUGCUGCUAUGGACUCCAACGUAACGCCACAAACCUGAAACCUCAUGCCUCGCAAACACAACCAGAGCACCUCAAGGCAAAAAAAAAAAAAAGGCAAAAAAAAGUCAGACAUGGAAUAUCCAAAAGAAAGAUUAAAAAAAAAAGAAAAACUGCCGUUUUGCAUUCUGGCCGAGAGCGUUUGAUUUAAUACUGAGGGCUGCUUGUGUUUGCUUUUGUUUGAUUUGUUGUAAAAGCGCGGUGUGUGCCUAAAUCUCAAGAUCAACUGGGAUCAAAUCAUCUUUGGCAUACGAGCUUGGUGCACAGACAUACACGAACACACGCACGACACGGACGGAGACACUGAAGGGUCUUUAGUGAACUGACUAUUUAACAGGAGAGGUUUAAAAAUGUGUAGAUUUGUUUAGGGACGGACUGACAGUCAUGUCACUGUAAUUUUGCUCCAUUUGCACACAGAGGCAGCGCUAAUCUGUGAUUGAGGAGCUCGGCGCCGGCUCCGUGUUGCACUGCUAGUGGGGGACGGAGAAAGAAUAUCGCAAUGCAGAAGAUAAUCAAAUGCAUUUCUGGCCCUAAAGGAGACAGACUAAUACAGAGAGGCUACCAUGACAUGACAUUCAUCAUCACAUGACCGGGACCUACUUACGAUCGACAGCCAUGAUGAUGUGUGCCCUUGUGCAAUUUUGACACCCCCCCAAAAAAAAAACACAACAGUGGACAUGUAGAAGUAAUGAUUUCUUGAUGUGUUCUAUUUAUGGUAGGCCUUCACAGUCCAGCCUCCCACUUCAAUAUUGAGUUGUUGAUUAGAAUUUCUAUAGACAUGUAGACAUGAUAUGCAAAAUUUACAGAGUGAGGCCUCUCCUCUGUGUAACAUUGAUCACAAAAGGGUCCUUGACCUCUCUCAUCUCGAACUGUCUUCACUAUUUCUUUAUUUCAGGAGAGGACUUAAAGUAAUAAGGAAGUAGAUAGGGAGAUAUAUAAUUGUUUAAUAAUAUUUAAACUUUCAAAUUGCUUAAAUAUUUGUACAUAUUUAAAAGUCUUACUUUCCUAAGUUUAACACCAAAAUAAAUCAAAUAAGAAACCCUAAUGCAUGGUUAAAUUAACUCUUUAGGUUCAUUACAAAUUCAGUCAUUUAAAACGGUAAUGAUGUACUGUUUACAGUAAAAAAAAAUACUGUAAUGCAUAUUUAUUACAGUAUGAAUAACACAUAAAUGUAAUGCAUUUAUUUUAAAUAUUUUUUAAAUCAAUUGACAAAUUACAAGUACAAACCACUGAGAUGUUUAAACACUUAUUUUCUUUUUAUUUGCGUUACGCUAAUUAAAAUUGGGGAUAAAUGUUCUUAAGUCGUUUAACAAAAAAUAAUUAGAAAAAAAAUGCAAAAAAAAAAUGUAAUUGUCCAAACAGUAUUUUUCUCAAAAUACAAUUUCUGAUUUUUGCAGUGAAAUUUGACCUAGACAGGCUAAUCUGGCUAAUUUGACCUGCACGUUCAUCGGUUUGAUUAGAAAAGCAAGUCCUCUCUCCUCAUUUUCUAUGCUGUUGCCAUUUCUGUUCAUCUCUCUCUGUGUCACCUGCUUUUCUUUUCCACGUAGUGCACAGUAGACAGAUGUUGAGAGGUCAGGUAAUAGAGUCUCGGUCAUCUGUCUUUCUCUCGCUGAGGUCUGAUAUGGGUCCCACUGCCGUCGAACGCUGCUGAUUAUACGCCAACCUCACAUGCUACCGAGCUCUUCUAUGGGUUUCUAAAACCAUACAACGGAGAUGCAAACAGCAUCUGUGUGGAAAGAAGCCGAAAAAAGCGAAGCGUUCAUCUGUUUCUUCUCUCCAGUUUGCUCAAGGACAGCUACUGAAAAACAAACUGUAAAACAAGGCAAACGACAAUCUUGACAAAGGUGUAACUAGUUCACAGUUUUGUUUCCAUGCUCUGUGUUCCGUGUGUGUCCCGGGAGAGUGAGGGGUAUUUUAGCCAUAAUCAGAGCCCCUCUCACUCUCAGAUCCGAGUUCUCACGCUAGCCGCCGAGGACGCCUUGUGGCCCACUGUCCAAAACCUUUUUAUCUGAUUCCUAUUUUUAUUAUAAUUAUCUCGAUUACUAUUAUUUUGUAAUUCUUUUUGUACAGCAAGUGGUCUUUUCAGAACCGUUUUGUACCGACAUCACAUGUGAAGUUUGUCCUGUAUGCCUAUAACAUUCCAAACGAGGAUGUCAACAUGCCAAGCAGCCAGCCAAACCACGGUCACAUCGGAUUGCAGAUACACACACCGAGGGCGAAAUCAGUCCCACGCCGCACAGGCUUUAAAGUGUUAAUUACGUCGAGAGCCUGAUGCCUGAUUUCCCUUAGGCCACAAACCCCAAAUAACUGUUAUCUCUGUACUGUAUGACUGAGUUGUUUGGGAAACUAUGUUUUCUGAUUAGUUUUGCGCCGUGCCUUUAAAGGGGCUUAACCGAACUGAUUGUCAUAUAUAUACACGUAUGUCCCUUUAUUGUAUUAGAAACCCCUUCAGCUCUCAUAUCUGCUCUGAUUUGGUACCUCAAUGCCCCUUCGAGGGGUCUUUUUGUUUUGUUGUUGUUCAAUCAGCACCGCGAUCUACUGUGAUAUGAACUAAACAGGCCACCUGUCAUUAAGACAUCACACACAAAGACACGGACGGAUGGACAUAUACGGGUUCAGGCUUUGCAUUCAGGUGUGACGCUGGUUAUGGUUGCUGCUGAACUACACAACUUAAGAAAAAUGCUCUGGUUUGAUCAGAUGUAUAGCUCUGAAAAAAAAAAAGAAGAAAGAAAUGAAAGACAUGAAAAAAACAACUUGACUUUUAUUUUUCUACCACAGUGGUGUACAGCUGCAUUCAAGUUCAUGUGGUUCCCCCGUUUUAGUCUGUCCUCUUUUCUAAUUUGUCAGUGCUUUGGAUCUUAACCAUCCCGUCUCGGUUUCCUCCUGGUCUCUCCUGUAUAAGGAGCUGCUGACGUCGGCUCUGGUUUUGAUAUGUACCGAAUACCAAUGUGAAACUGUCUCUUUCCUUCUCAUUUUGGACUCAGUGGAAGUGUGAUGUUUACAUGUACAGAUUUUUGAGAUUCUCUUUCUUUUUUUGUUGUUGUUCUCAUUUUUGUUGUUGUUUUUAAUUCAAAUGCUUUCCCUUCUUCUGUUCGGGCACUGCUUAAUUUGAUCUGAUUCCUUUAUAGUGAAGGGAAAUGGGACUUGCAGCGAUUUUCCAUGCAUUUACAGUAAGACAAGACAGUGUUUUUGUCUGGGAGACCCCCAUUUCUGACCCCAAUCACUUUCUGUAACUGCUGUCAACAGAUACACAAAAUGAAGAAGGCUUGUUGUAAAUGAAUCUUUUCCUCUGACCAUUAGAGACAACAUGGCUUUCUGUUCCUUAAUGAUUAAAAGCCAUUAUCACACCCUUGGUUGUGUGCAGACAUCAAGUAUUCGAGUACAAGAACAGCAGAGUGAAAACCUCAGGUAAAUGAUUGCUGUUUUAUAUUUGAAAAAGAAGUCCUAUCGGCAACCCAUUUCCCACUUUAAUACCAUAAUAUAUACAAAAUGAAUCUUUUUUUUAAUAUUUAUUGUGUUAAAUAUAUAUAACAGUGAAUACUUUUUCAGUACAUGUGGCUAAAUAUUUUAAUUCUUUAGAAAAGUGUUGAUGCAUACAUAUGUGAAGAAACUGAAAGAUUGAAUGAAAAUGAAAAAAAAAAACAUUUUUUGUUGUUUAAUGCAAACAGCAUGGG